AUGGAAAGAGGCGGGCGACCUCAUGAAGUGCUUCAUCUACCCAGACGUAAUCCGACGCCAUUGCAAUCUCCAUUGAGCAAUACACUCAUACCACGCGACUUCCUCAGCCAGCGCUCAGGGGCGCAAGACUUAGACAUACCGGGAGCAGAUACUACACCUAAUAAUCUGCCUCCUGGUCUCCCAUCGACAGCGUCACCGGAUGCCGGUCAUUUCUCCCUCACUUUCCCCUUCGCGACCAUGCCUUCGAUAGCCAAUCCACAUUCACCCCGACCUCUUCAUCACAAGGAGAACGGCGAUCAGCUUCCGCAGGGACAACGAGAGCCCAAUGCCAAUAGCAGGAAGAGCGGAUCUGCGAAGAAGGAGGGGUCUAAAAGAACACCAACUGAGGAUUGUACCACUUUGAGGAAGGUCUCCAGCCCAGGCGUGCCCUGCAAUGCUGUCAACCAACCUCACCCCUCUCCACCCGCUUCGCCCAGAUCGACGAAUUCCAUGGAAAAGGAAGACCAUAAGAUCGACAGAGUGUCUCUUCCCAGAAACUCGUCGAUAGAAUCAGCACAUUCUUCGACUUCUUCCUCAGCUGAGCACUCGCACAAAUCCUCCAAUGACACUACUCAUACAGAAUCCCCAGAGAUUCAACAUCUUAUUUCCGCCGCAGGCUCCGCUGAGAACCUGAUCUCACACCUUCUGAAAGACAAGCAGCACGCAGCGUCGCAAAACGCCCAAUUGUGGAAAUUGGUUGACAAGCAACGCUCAUUGCUGAUGGGGCUAAAUCAGGACCUCGAACGUGCCAUAAGAGAUAAAGAAAAAUAUCGCAAGAAGUUGAAGGAUUUACAGACGCAGGCUGCUGCGCCGCAUUCGUCCGGACUGACUACACCAGAGCAGUCCCAAAAUGUAGGUGGCAAGGUAAAAACUGGACAACAGGCUCCCACGAAGGAAGAUAAUACUUCACUAGCUCAGGCUCCAGUCUGCACUCCAAAGGACAGGGCCAUCAACAGCCUCAACAGCUCUCCUUUAGAUCUUACCAUGAUGCCAUCACCACUUCACCUCCUUCAAGGUCAACAGAAGCUUCAAGUCACUGAGGCGAUGGGAAAAAGUGAAGUCAAAGACAAGCAGCAAAUGCCCACAUUGGCCUCAAUUCAAGUUUCGAACAAAGCCUCAGUCGCGCCCAAUGACUAUCAGUCAUCGAGUGAAAGUCAUCAUCAACCAGUACAGGCGAGCUUUUUGAAGUCCCCGUCACCCACACAAGCACAGAGUACAAAACAAAAUACGGACCCUACUUCAACCUCCAUGGGUGCGAGCCCUGCGACAGAAAGAGCAGAAAAGAAUCUUCAUCCCACGAGGAAACCCCCACCGGCUCCACUGAAUCUCAAUCAAGCUAAGCCAAAGAACCAUCUCCUGCAGGACUUUGCGUCUAUUGAUCAUUUACAUUCCGAUCAUGAGCCGUCACAGCACAUACAAGAAGUUCCCCUUUCUCAGAGAGGGCGCCGCAAGACUAGAGAAGAGGAUGACCGCGAUCGUGAGAUGGCAGCACAACAAGAAGAAGCUGCCCGGAGCCGCUCAAGUAAAUCCAGUAAAUCAGGGAAGAAAAAAUCCAAGCAAGAAUCGAACACUGAAGCACAAACGACAGUGGCUCCUGUUAUACCGCCCAGUGUAACAUCGCCGACUCCAAGGCAAGUUGCCAUCCCACCUCCAUCUGAGGCUGCACUCAAUGGUCCAUCCCUUCCAAGUUCCAUCGCUGCGGUUCUAUCACCGAAUUCGCUCGGCGCUGCGCCGACUGCACCUGUUGUCGAACGUACACUCACUGUUCCUCCGAUGAGCCCUGGCUUGCCCGUCAGCCCUCGACCGAUCGACAGGCCGCCUGGGUCACCAAUGCCUCGAUUGCCUAGGGAGGGAUCUGGUAUCCCGUUAUCUCCACCCCUGUCUCCAAGAGGUGCAGCGCCCAUCCUCCCACUCUCUCCUCGAUUUCCGGGAUCCGCUAUUCCACCGUCGGCUGCUCCCGUUGCAAUUUCAUCUCCGCCCCCUUCUCAGGAAUCAUUUUCCCAACCGAGCUCACCGAGGAUUCAAGAACUGCCCCGUCCGACCGUGAACACAAGUGCUGCCAACGAUAGAGUUGAAAGUAGAGAAUCUCCUGUCAGCUCGUUCCAUGGCGUACACAUCGACCGAAGCUUGAUGGAUCCUGCUUUUCCAAAGCUGCUGUUGCCUCCAAGAGCGCUCUCGUCUAUCAUAGUAAGGGUUUCUUCGUCUCGGCUGCGCCCCAAAAGGCAAAGUUACCUUGUUCUCAAGUCGAACGAUGAAGAUCCUGUCUUCACUUUGUCCAUCUUCUCGCGUUCGGAAGGCCGAGAGUUGUGGCGUGUGGAAAAGGUCAUAAUGGCUUUGCCACAACUGGAUUCGCAGAUGAAAAGUGUGUCGAAGUUCGCUACAAAAUUGCCAGAACGAAAGCUCUUCAGUGGGCACUCUCCUGCGAUAAUCGAUGCUCGUAGAACUGCGCUCAACCAUUACAUUGAAGAACUACUAGAGGCGGCAGUUGAUGAACGAUCCGCCCUUGUUGUCUGCCAGUUCUUGUCCAACGAUGUUAUUGAGGCCCGUGACGAUGAGACCAGUCUUCUCACUCCAUCGCAGCGCAAUAAGCCGGUACUAGCUUUGGGAGCAGAAGGACGACCUGUGAAGGAAGGCUACCUCACCAAGCGGGGAAAGAACUUUGGCGGAUGGAAGGUCAGAUAUUUCAUACUCCAUGGUGCUGAAUUGAAAUACUUUGAAGCACCAGGAGGAACUCAUCUUGGUACCAUCAAACUGCAAAAUGCUCAGAUCGGAAAGCAGACUCAAUCGCCAUCACCAUCGCGGACAGACGAUGACGUUGAAAAUCAAUAUAGACACGCAUUCCUGGUCCUCGAACCAAAGCGAAAAGACUCGUCAAGUUUGGUCAGGCAUGUUCUAUGUGCUGAGAGUGACGAAGAGAGGGAUGAGUGGGUACUGGUUCUGAUGCAGCAUUGCGACAACCAGUCAGACGACGAAAAGAAUAAGCAGCCAGUCUCGAGGCGUGCUGAGGACGGCAAGAAUCACAUCACAGGCUUUGAAGCCAAGGUCAAGCAGUAUUCCGAAAUUCAAAAUGCAGCACCCCAUGACGCCCAGACAACCGUACGGCCUACCACGGAUGAACUUAAAGUAAUAGGCUAUGAGCAAGUGACUGCUGGCACGGCACCAACCAUCGGUGUUCAGCACACCAAGCGUCGCCAAGAAACAACUCCCUCUCCUGCCAGCGGCUCCUCUGCCCCAAGUGUCGAAACCAGUUCUGCUCACGAUCAGCAGGCGGCUUCCCAGUCUUCGAAAUCUAUCUCCGGACCAACCAACGGCGGUGUCAUCCAAGAUGCAGGAUCAUGGGGCAACAAACCUCCACCACAAACCAAUGUUAAAGACAAAAAGCGCAGCAUGUGGGGUUUCCGCCAGCGUGGUGGAUCAGACAGCGUGCAGACUAUCCAGCCACUUCCGAAUUGUGGAGCGUUCAAUCUUUCGCAAACCCAGUACGGACCUAUCCGAGCAGUGUUUGGCCUGCCUCUGACAGAAGCUGUUGAGUUGUGUCCGCCUCGAGGAGUGAAUGUGACCCUGCCUGCGGUGGUAUACAGGUGCAUAGAAUAUCUUCAGGCCAAGGAUGCUGCAAGUGAGGAAGGGAUUUUCCGGCUUAGUGGCUCCAACAUCGUCAUCAAGGCCCUCCGCGAGCGCUUCAAUACCGAAGGAGACGUCAAUUUCAUUGCAGACGACCAGUAUUACGACGUCCACGCUGUGGCCUCUCUAUUCAAGUCAUACCUACGAGAGCUACCCACCACUGUUCUCACCAAAGAACUGCACCUAGAUUUCUUGCAUGUUUUAGAGCUCGACGAGAAAAGCAAGAAGAUUGCUGCGUUCAAUGUUCUGGUUCACAGACUGCCUCAGGUUAAUCUCGCAUUGCUAAGAGCACUGUCUCAAUAUCUCAUUCAGGUUGUUAACAAUGCCGACAAGAACAAGAUGAAUGUCCGAAAUAUGGGUAUCGUGUUCUCACCGACGCUCAACAUUCCUGCUCCUGUUUUUUCCAUGUUCCUGACAGACUUCGAGGCUAUCUUUGGCAGCGAGCCUGCAGAAAGGGCGCCGGCACCUGCGCCAGAGCAAACCAAGACCAUAGAGUUCUUAGUCCCGAAUCAGCUGACCCCCGAGGACAUCCGUUCGCCUCGCCAUCAGAUAUUCACAGACCUGCCAACUCCUGCUUACAAUCAGACUACAUUUUCAGAAGGACCGCCUCCUGCUCAGUUCCCGAUGCAGCAGCCCUCAAUGAACUCGAAUCCCCCCAACGCCAGCGUUGCACAGAAUACUGGGUUUAUUCCAAUGCAACCCUCGUACGAGACGAAAACAUAUGUUCCUGAUCCACAAGCGCUCACGCAGCCUCAACAGCGAUAUUCAAUGGUACCUCCACUUGCUCAGCGAGCUGAGUACGGGUCGAUGAAUAUGAUGCUGGCUCCAUCCAAUGCUGCCACGCUGAAGGCUAAGAGACGAGAAAGCUCGAUGCUGUUCAUGGGCAUGGGUCACCGGAAAAGCUCAGUUCCGAAACUGAGAGACGAUUCUGCAACUGGACUCGUGCCUAACAACAACUUUGAAUAA
Molecule: messenger RNA, 4626 nt
Organism: Endocarpon pusillum Z07020
Lineage: Eukaryota; Fungi; Ascomycota; Eurotiomycetes; Verrucariales; Verrucariaceae
Exons: 2
Coding region: 1-4626 (1541 amino acids)
Biological process (GO): regulation of GTPase activity; signal transduction
Cellular component (GO): cytoplasm
Molecular function (GO): phosphatidylinositol binding
Source: RefSeq, a predicted model, not a curated record